UUCAUUACGAUUAUUAUCUUAAUUCCUUCUCUGCUUACCCCAAUGCCACCUCAACACCAGCAUGGGAGGGAUUUUGGAGGUGCAGACCCCAGGGCAGGGUGGCUGCAGGCCUCAUUGACAGCAUCGUGCCCAGAGUGGCCAUAAAUAAUUUCAAGUCAUUUUACUGAUUUCUGACACAACUGCUGGAAGCCUUCCUUGCUAACUCACUAUAUGAGCCGAAUUUAAUGGGUUGCCAUAUGCAAACAGGACCUGGGUGAAGUCAGAGAAAGAAUGGCUGAAUGGAUGGGUUUGGAGACCAAAAAUAAAAUGAAAUAGGGAAAAUGUGUACUUUCUGCUGAUCAUAGCCUUUUUAUUUCAGCUGAGCGUGGAACCCUCUGAGUGGCAGUGGCUGCACAUUUUGGGGUGGGAUCUCGGAGGGACAGAGGCUGACCCCUCCCUGUGUCCAUCAGCAUGGAUUGCAAUGACACCAUCACCGCAGAAGUCUGCAAGGAGGACGACAUUGGGGAUGGAGAGUGAGUAGCCCAUGGAGAGCCCACCACCAUGAGCCAUGCAGGCCACAGGGCCAGCGUUGCCAUGGCAACAGCCGCCAUGUUGGCUGCUGCCAUCUUGUUGGUGAAGGGAGCAUCGCCAUGGCUGUGAGGGGCUGAUCCCCGCUCCCUGCUGUGCCCAGACUCUGUGAGGUGAUGGUGGCUGGCUAUCCGGUGCUGCUAGUGAGGAACAAGAUGGAGUUCAGCGCCCUGGGCAGUAGGUGCCCACACUAUGGCGCACCGCUCAGCAAAGGGGUCUUGAGAGGGCACAGGCUGCGCUGCCCCUGGCACGGCUCCUGCUUCAACAUCAAAACUGGAGAUAUUGAGGAGUACCCUUCUCUGGACUGCCUACCUUGCUUUAAGGUAACAGUGGAAGAUGGAAAGGUGUUUGUUACAGCCAAAAAGAAGGAUCUUGAAAGCAGCCUGAGGGUGAAGGACAUGAGCAAACGAUGCCUUCUCAACCGGAACACCAUGCUUCUCCUGGGGGGAGGUGUGGCUGCCCUGGCUUGUGCAGAGACACUUCGCCAAGAGGGCUUUACUGGCAGGAUCAUCAUGGCCACCAAAGAGAAACAUGCUCCGUAUGACAAGUCCAAGUUGAGCAAGGAAAUGAAUUUAAAAGCUGAGGACAUCUACCUGAGGAAACCUGAAUUCUUCUGUGCUCAUGGCAUAGAGCUCUGGACAGAGAAAGAGGCAGUGUCAGUGGAUUUCCAGAAGCAGAAGGUUCGCUUCAUGGAUGGAUCCUCUCAGAAGUACAACCAGCUGUUCAUUGCAACAGGUGGAAACUCCAGCUUCCUCAAAGUCCCAGGUGCAGACCUGCAGAACGUGUGUCAUCUUCAAACCCCAGAGGAUUCUAGCAAGGUCUUAGAGCUGGCAUCUGGGAAGAAUCUGGUGAUUGUAGGAGCUUCAUUCAUAGGAAUGGAGGCAGCUGCCUUCCUCUCAGACAAGGCUGCUGUCAUCUCGGUGGUGGAAAAACAUGAGUUCCCUUUCCAGAAAACGCUGGGUCCUCAGGUCGGAGGUGUUGUCUUGAAGAUGCUGCAAAGUAAAGGAGUCAAGUUUUACAUGAAAAAAGAACUCCAUGAGCUGAAAGGGAAGGAUGGAAAGGUCACAGAAGCCAUUCUUGCCAGUGGAGAAAAACUACCUGCAGAUGUGGUGGUGGUGGGAAUAGGGGUGACCCCCAACUCUGCAUUUCUGAAGGGCACCUCCAUCGCCAAAGACAACAGUGGUGCCAUCCUGGUGGACCUGCACAUGCAAACCAACAUCCCAAACGUCUUUGCUGGGGGGGAUGUUGUCUCCUUUCCCGUAGCGCUGCUCAACGGGGACCACUCCAGCAUCCAUCACCAACAGGUUGCUGAGGCCCACGGUUCCAUCGCUGCCUUCAACAUGUUGAAGAAACAGAAGGAGUUGUACACUGUCCCCUUCUUCUGGACCACAAUGCUUGGGAGAAGCAUCCACUAUGCAGGCUGUGGGAAGGGCUACACAGACACCGUUCUGAAGGGCAGCUUGGAGAAACAGAAGUUCCUCAUCUUCUACCUCAAGGAUGGCUUUGUAACGGCAGCUGCCAGCCUAAACUGCGACCCCAUGGUGUCUCUGAUUGCUGAAGUUUUAUACUUGGGGAAAAAAAUAUCUAAAGAAGAAGCAGAGGCCUACGAUAUCAACAACAUACCCUUGUGACAGCAAGCUAAGCUUCACCUGUACACUGCCAUAGGGGGAACAGCAUCAACCAGGAGUUAAAGCUCAAGUUGUUGCGAGAGAAAUAAAGUGGAAGCAAGUGGAUUGAGUACAUGCAUUUUGUGUUUGCACAGCCCUCAGCUGCUCUUUGCACUCCGGGGCAAAACAGAGAUGUGCUUUUUCUUAACCAGGGACCUGCUGGGCUGAGCAAGAGGAGACCACACAAGGUCCCCAGUCCACCGCCUCCAUCCACCACCUCCAGCUCACUUCUGGCAGGGAGCAUUCAUUCAGCACACCCCGGUCACGCUGACCUUCUGCUUUGCAGAAGCACAUUUUCCCAGCGAGGGGAACUCUGAGUGAGGCAAGCUGCUCUCACAGCUGGGAACAAGACAGUCUGUGUGCAAGAGCUGAUGCCAAAUAACUCACCCCUAAGGACAGAAGGCUGCGAGCCGACCUUUGAGCAUGCAGCACCUGCUGGCAUUGCUACAGCUGUUGUGAAUCUUGCAUUAGCUGCUGCAGCGACUGAUUCCAAUCCAGCAACCCCAGCCCAGCUGCACGCAGCACGGCAUCCCCAGUGCUGGCUGCUUCAAGGAGGAGGGUGGAUGCUGCAGGAAACGCAGCCUCAGUGCUGGAGGAAAGAGUUGCAUGGUUUUGCAAGGCAGCAGCAAGUGAGGCUGUGCACUCUACAGGAAGCACUGCACUUACUCACCGGUCACAUGGCACUUUGCAGGAGGAAGGGUAAGCUCUGAGUGUCAGGCAAGUUCCCACAGGGACACUGUGUCAGCCUCAAUCCCUCUGCUUUUCUGCUCAGUGCAGAGCUGAGCCGGUUUGCUCAGCAAGUGAGGUAACAUUGCACCAUUUUUGUGUAAAACACUCGAAGUUGCACCCCAGCACCUUCUCACAUACGAAGCUAGCAUGAAAUCCCCGAACUCUUUGGGCUCAGUGCUGCUGUGCAGGGCAAUUCUCAACCCUGAAACCGCCCCAACUUACCCAAGGGGAGCACGUCACAACAACAGGAGGAAGCAGCAACCCUAAGCACUCCCCACGUGCUGACACACACACACACAGGGGCAGAGACUCAGUGGAAGGAACACACAGCUCCUCCAUACCACACACCAACAGCUCUGGCACAGCCAUGCCUUGGAGCUGCCCCUCCUCCCGCCCCGUGCACUCACUGCAGCUGCUUUGUGCCCCUCACUUUCCUCUGAUUCUGUAGGAACUUGCAGUUCUGCAGCUGGGCUGGGAGAGCACGGUGCUGCCUGCAGCCAGAGGCGUUCCUCCAUCAUCAAAUACUGAGCAGGAGUUGGUCCAGGGGGGCUCAGUAGCCCUAUUCCCUGCAGUAGGCAGCAGUAGCCCCCCCAAAAAACUCCACUUCCUGCAGCCAUCAGCACAUGCAUGCCAAGUUCUUAUCAGAAUGAAGGACGUUGUGCAACAGAUUUGCCCUACUUCUGCCAGUUAAGGGACACCAAACUGCUUUCUGCACAUCACCAGGUGCAGAAAUCCAGCAGCAGCCUUACACCCAAACAGGGAGACUGAACCAGAACUGUGCAGCCUCCAGCACGAGGCUCCUGCUGUCCUUGCUGGGUCCAUACACAGAUGUUUUACCCCAUUACUUUGGAUCCCAGAAGGCUUUACCCAAACCCUUCCUGGUGCUACCAUCAGCAGCUCAAACAGGGAGGACACAGCACACCCAGCAUACCUGAAGCCCUGGCACUGCCCCAGCACAGGUCAUAGAACAGGGCAGCCAUUCCCUGGGCUGUGCAUGACUCGGCCCUGAGUCAGCAGCUCCGCAGCCCAUCCCGCCCAGGCAGCCCCAUCCCACCACCCAACUCUUUGCAGUGCCAAUCCCUGUAACAGCACAGAUAGAUCAGCCCUGCUGUGACGGACCUAAAAAACAACCCUCUGCCCACUGACCCCCGUGGGACAGAGCUGCCACCCCUCCUUGCCACCCCACAGUCCAAAGUCACCACCAUCCUCCCACUCCACAGGCAACGAAUGAGUGAUUCAGGAAAACACAAAGUUUAAUGUCUCUGGCCGUCUCAAUUCAAUGCCACCUCACCAUGGGGUG
This is a messenger RNA of Meleagris gallopavo (turkey), 4263 nucleotides long. NCBI's taxonomy places the organism in Eukaryota, Metazoa, Chordata, Aves, Galliformes, Phasianidae. The record is from RefSeq and is a predicted model, not a curated record.